This is a messenger RNA of Pipra filicauda (Wire-tailed manakin), 426 nucleotides long. Its product is annotated as glycerol-3-phosphate dehydrogenase [NAD(+)], cytoplasmic-like. Gene Ontology annotation, cellular component: cytosol; glycerol-3-phosphate dehydrogenase (FAD) complex. Gene Ontology annotation, biological process: glycerol-3-phosphate catabolic process. Gene Ontology annotation, molecular function: glycerol-3-phosphate dehydrogenase [NAD(P)+] activity; NAD binding. The annotation marks the transcript as partial. The transcript is spliced from 3 exons. The record is from RefSeq and is a predicted model, not a curated record. Lineage: Eukaryota; Metazoa; Chordata; Aves; Passeriformes; Pipridae.
CCGGGGCGCCCUUGAAAUAGCGGGCGGCGGGUCCGGCUCCCGCAGCGCCCCGGUCCUGGCACCACCAUGGGUGGCAAGAAGGUUUGCAUCGUGGGCUCCGGCAACUGGGGCUCUGCCAUCGCCAAGAUCGUGGGUGCCAACGCGGCGCGGCUGAGCGGCUUCGAGAGCCAGGUGAACAUGUGGGUGCUGCAGGAGGAGGUGGGCGGCCGGCGCCUCACCGACAUCAUCAACGCCGAGCACGAGAACGUCAAGUACCUGCCCGGGCACAAACUGCCCCCCAACGUGGUGGCAGAGCCGGACCUGCUCAAAGCCUGCGCGGGGGCCGACGUGCUCCUGUUCGUGGUGCCCCACCAGUUCAUCGGCAGCAUCUGCGACCAGCUCAAGGGCCACGUGAAGAAAGAGGCCGUGGGGAUGUCGCUCAUCAAG